Messenger RNA from Populus nigra (black poplar), 1594 nucleotides. RefSeq lists its product as uncharacterized. Gene Ontology annotation, biological process: lipid homeostasis. The record is from RefSeq and is a predicted model, not a curated record. Gene Ontology annotation, cellular component: endoplasmic reticulum; membrane. The transcript is spliced from 9 exons. The coding region runs from base 412 to 1239 and encodes 275 amino acids. NCBI's taxonomy places the organism in Eukaryota, Viridiplantae, Streptophyta, Magnoliopsida, Malpighiales, Salicaceae.
AGUUCAUAUUGAUUGAAGCUUUCUUUCGGUUUGGCUCCAUCUUGUGUGUGUGUGGUUUUGCUUUGAUAGAUGAUUUGAUUACUUCACAGUCUCAAACACUCACCACCUCGCACUAACUCGUGAAUUUCUGCUCUCUUUCUUUUGUGGAUUCUUGUCCUUUACUUGGGUUCUUUUGCGUUAGUUAGCUUUCUUUCUCCAGCACUACCAAACACCCCAUGUGCUCUUUCAUUUUCUUGGCUUCUCUUUUGUUUCCUUAAAUACCCAUUAGGCCAUUUGGUCUUGAUCUGUAAAAGAGUACGUGGUUUCUUCAACAAUAUAUGAAGGGAAGAGAUGAAAGGGCAAAAUGAAGAGGGGAAGAAAGUAGGAGAAUAUACAAAAGAGAAGAUCUGCUGAUAAAAGAAUUGUCUAUAUAUGGCUGUGUCCACUGAGACAGUUAUGGCUAUCAAGACUUACCAAAAUCAGGCUGAGGCAUUGGUUAAGAAUUACAUAUUAGCUGAUCCUUUCAUUCCUUACACUUCCGUCCUUGGUGGCAUUUUUGCUUGCAAAGUGGCCUAUGAUCUCACUCAAUUAAUCAGCACUUUUUACAUCAAAGCUUAUAAUGGUCUUACAAAACUUCAACGAAUUGAGUGGAACAAUAGAGGCAUGUCUACAAUUCAUGCCAUUUUCAUCACAGCUAUGUCAUUGUACUUUGUCUUCUGGUCGGAUCUCUUUUCUGACCAACGGCAUACUGGCCUUGUUACAUUACGGAGUUCACAACUCUCCAUUGUUGGACUUGGGGUUUCUAUUGGGUACUUCUUUGUGGACUUUGGAAUGAUUUUUUUGUACUAUCCUACUUUGGGUGGAAAGGAGUAUGUUAUCCAUCAUUCUCUUUCUACAAUUGCAGUAGCGUAUUCUAUGUUGUCUGGAGAACUGCAGCUUUAUACAUACAUGUGCCUCAUCUCUGAAGUGACAACUCCAGAGAUUAAUAUGAGAUGGUAUCUUGAUACAGCUGGUCUGAAGAGGUCUGCUGCAUAUCUUAUCAACGGUCUAGCCAUCUUUCUUGCUUGGCUGAUGGCAAGAAUUCUGCUGUUUCUUUACCUGUUUUACCACAUCUACUUGCACUAUGAUCAGGUUAUCCAGAUGAGCCUCUUUGGCUGUCUUCUGACCUUUUUGGUUCCGGCAGUACUAUUUAUCAUGAACUUGAUGUGGUUUGGGAAGAUCAUAAAGGGAUUGAAGAAAGCCUUGGCAAAAAGACUCUGACAGAUGUCGCCAUGUAUCAAAUAUGUUCCUCUCAUGGCCGGUCUGAUGCCCCCCCUCCUACUUUCUUUAUUGUACAUGAUAUAGGCUAAAACAAGAAAAGGUAAUCAGAUGUUGAAGAUCAAAUUAAUCCGUAAAUCUAUAACUAGCAUGGUUUUUCCUUUCAAACAGUCGCAUGCUAGAGACUUCAAGACCAUCCAUCCAUCAGUCCAGCCCAUCUAGAUGAAAAUCUAAUCGAAGGGCUAUAAUCAUGGGUUAGGUACCUAUCUAGAAAGAAGUGUUGCAUAUUAUUAUUCUUUGGGAAACAUCAUGUAUUGAUCCAUUAUUAAUUAACUUCCAAACCUUUUAAUUUUAUUAA